Molecule: messenger RNA, 597 nt
Organism: Rotaria sordida
Lineage: Eukaryota; Metazoa; Rotifera; Eurotatoria; Philodinida; Philodinidae
Source: the annotation of a GenBank genome assembly
AUGAAACUUUCACCAUCACAUUUUAUAGCAAGACCAACCGAUGAUUCAAAUUUACCACUUUUUGGUUAUAUUGUAUCAUCAGCUGGAUUAGAAGAUAAUUGUCAUGCACUGAAAGAUACAGAAACUAAUGGAAUAUUUACUGCUGUUCUUGGUCUUGUGAAUAUGACACGUGGAACGAAUUCAUAUUAUAAAUUACAAUUACUCGAAUCUGCUAAUGGUCGACAAUGUCGAAAAACAGAUACAAUAAAUGCAUUUCAUACAUUAUUUGUUGAUAAAAAAGUAAUUCCACAUGUUAUUGGUCUGGCUAAACCACCAUUACUUGAUAAUGUUGAAUUAAUCAAAACUAAAACGGAAAUGAUUAAUAAUAUACCUGAAAUCGAAAUAGCUUAUUCAAUGUUAAAUGAAUCAAAUAAUACAAUAGAAAGUAGUGAACAUUCAAUAGAUGUUCAUUAUAAAAAAUUAAAAUAUGGUCUUGAACCAGUUGAUCAUGAUUCAGAAGAAUUUAAACUUAUUGAAAAAUAUAUGAUACAUACUCAUGCUAAAACUCAUGGUCAAUAUACAUUAAAAUUACGAAUGGCAUGGAUCAAGAACAACUAA